Molecule: messenger RNA, 906 nt
Organism: Alternaria burnsii
Lineage: Eukaryota; Fungi; Ascomycota; Dothideomycetes; Pleosporales; Pleosporaceae
Exons: 2
Coding region: 1-906 (301 amino acids)
Source: RefSeq, a predicted model, not a curated record
AUGUUGGCGCAGGCUAGAAUUAAUACGUUGAAGGAGAAGAUGAAGGUUCUCAAAGAUCUAUACACGAGUCGGCGCUACACACAGUGCGCAAACCUUGGAGAGCAUCUGCUGGCCGAAGUCGACGACAAGGUCCAUCCUGUACAUACCGCUUACUUAAAUUUCUACAUUGCACUCUCUCACGAUACACUGGCAAGAGAAGCGACCCUUAAAAAUCGCUAUAAAGAAUUGAAUGCUGCGGAGAAGUACUACAAGGAGACUAUCGUCGCUCUUGCACCACCCUCGCCAUCUUCUACUGCACCGACCGUGGACGACGAGCAGCCCAUGACACCAGACUCCGCCACCAUUCCAGACGAGCAGGCCUGGUUCCGACGAUUGUCUAGAACGAGAUCUUUCGACUCCACUAGCAGUUAUCGCAGCUCGACCUCAAGCACGGCUUCCUACGCCUUUGACUUGGAGCAGGACCCAGAUCUUGCGCUUAGGAAUUUCCGCUUUCCAUCACCACCCGGAAAAGACGCGAAUUGGGGUACGCCUGCCGAGUCUAAAACCCUAUCACAGUACUUUAGCAACGACAAUGUGCUAUCACCGCUAUCAACCGAGCAGGUGCGAUCGAAACCAGGGGUCCGGUUACCGAAUGGCACCCCCGCCUUUAUUCGUAUGGUAGAGGGUCACCUUGCUAGUGUUAAAACUCUUAAAGAGGCUACUGGUGUACGGGGUGUCCGAUUUGCCUUCCCAACACCUUCUCCCUCGCCCACAAAGUCGUGGUUUAGGGAUUCGAGGAGCAGUCCCCUAUCAGAAGAGGAAGAGAGGGAAAACCGACGACAGAAGAGGAGGAAUGUGACAUUCCGACCACGCUUUGAUCCUGAGAGUGUGCGGCAGCUGUGCAAUGAUGCACUGGCAGAGCUCUAA